CAUGGCAAUCUUCGAAUGUCACUAGAGCCAAGUUCGAAUCAGCUACCAUACUUCGGAACUUCAGUUCAAAUUCAGCGAUUCGAUCGCUUAUACUUGAAUAAAAUCCUCACAAACGACACGUUUUUUUGAUAUCGUGUCGGUAGGAGCACGUUUCACUCCUGGCUUCGACACGUUAUUCGCUGUCAUUCCACGAUCUACGUGUUCCCUGAAAUUCGAUACAAUUGGAUCAGUGCUUUUAUGAAUAUCCCUCAAAAUUAUCAUAGGGUUUUGCGAAUUUUAGUAAGUCUAUUCUGAGAGUGGUUCUCUGUACUCAACCUCUGUUCUCAGUCACACAGAUCGAAGGUUGUUCCCGUGUGGAAUUCCGCUCGGUCGUCGAAAUAUUCAAAUCAAAUUAGGCGAGUGUUCAUCGUCGAAUUUCAAAUGAAUGUGUUGAGGUCCUCACGAUCUUAGUUUCGGCAGAGUGGUUGUAAUCUCGAGCCCUUUCUUCUGUCCAUGUAAUGCUCCUCAAGAUUUACAUUGGACAUUGAGGAGCUGGGGGAUACGGGUGCUGGAGUUAGAAUUCGUCGUCGUUAGCAGGUAGUGUAGUUUGAAGGUGCUGGAAAUGGCACGAAAAGGCGUGCAAUAUUCACAGGGUUUAGGUGCCACAGAAUCUGGGGUUUCAGUCUUGAGACACGCACGGUCAAUCCAUAGUAUUCUCUGGAGAUUAUUAUUUUGCUAGGUAGUCCAGCCAUGAGCAGCGAAGGGAAUCAUAUUGUGGAAGUAAUCUCUUCUGGUUUCCCAGAAACCCGCGCAGCACACGAUGGGUUUGGUCCUGAAAACGAAGGGAAGCGUUUCGGCGAGGACGAGACCAAUCUGCCGCCCGAUAAGGAGCCUCUGCUCAAUAAAUCUGCAGCUAAAGAUGCUAAGCUUUGGGCGAGUGUUGCCUCUGCAUGCGCUUAUGCAUUAGUGGGCCUACUUGUGGGAUUCUUCAAUAAGGCAGUUUUACAGGGCUGGCCGUACCCGAAUUCUUUCCUGACCAUGCAAAUAGCGGUAACUAUCGCCGUUGUCUACUCGAUGCAAGCGUGGGGCUUGAUCACCGUGAAGCCACUGCAAAGAAAUGCUAUCAAGAACUUGUUGCCCGUGGUGUUUUUCUACAAUUCAAAUGUUGCAUUCGCAUUAGUAGCAGUGAAUGCUCUCAGCAUCCCUGUGUAUCACGUUCUGAAGCGUCUGACUCCUGUUAUGGUGCUGGCGAGUAGAUACCUGAUUUGGGGCCAUUCGCCUUCUACCGAGGUCACGUUGUCUGUGCUCGUUGUUGUCUCAGGUUGCUUAAUGGCUGGCAUCGGAGAUCUGAGUUUCGAUUUGGGUGGUUAUUCUGCUGCACUUAUGAGCUGUGCACUGCAAAGUACUUACUUAAUACUCGUUGAGAGAUCUGGCAAUGAGAAAGGAUUCAGCUCCAUGGAACUAUUGCUUUACAAUGGAAUCCUUUCGUUACCGGUACUCCUUACCAUCAUUCUAACAACAGGAGAGAUCUGGAAGGCUAUGGAGGGCAUGCAAGCCCAGUGCGCACAGAAUGUCUGGUUCCUGCCUCUCCUCAUAUCUUCACUCUUGAUGGGCUCAUUACUCAACUACUGCUUAUUCCUGUGCACAUUGUGCAACUCGGCUUUGACCACUACAAUCGUGGGCACUCUUCGCAGCGUUUUGGCCACGGUUGCUGGCUUCUUUGUGUUUGGAGGCGUCAAAGGUACACCCUCCAUACUCUUGGGUGUGACAACCAACACUGUAGGUGGGGUGUGGUACACAAUGAUCAAAUACAAGGAGAAGCAGGUCAAGACGCCCUACCGCACAGUGAAGCUUGAGACUAGCUUCAAGAGAGGCUGAAAAAUUCCACAACUUGUAGAGAUUCCUCAUUCCAUUCUGUUGAAGAAGCAUUUAAGCUUUUCAAGUUUUGUUUAGAACAAUAAUAGUUUUGUUUAAAGCAAUAAUAAUUUCAAAUCUUAAACAAACAAAAACUUCAUAUUUUAGUUAUUUUUUACAGCAGAGUACUUAUAUGUAAUAGUAAUAAAACAUUCACAAAAUUUACAUAGCUCAAGUUAACAAUUCACGAAUGUAUAAAAUUUAAAGUAAUAAUGAAUAUAAUUGUUGUGUUGUAUUUUUUUUA
Molecule: messenger RNA, 2137 nt
Organism: Physcomitrium patens
Lineage: Eukaryota; Viridiplantae; Streptophyta; Bryopsida; Funariales; Funariaceae
Product: UDP-galactose/UDP-glucose transporter 7
Source: RefSeq, a predicted model, not a curated record